AUGGCAUCUCGAUUAAAUGAUUUGCCGCCUGAAAUUUUACAUAUUAUAUUUACAUAUCUUUGGGCAAAUGAAAUGUUUCACUCAUUAUAUAAUAUAAAUCAACAUAUGAAUUCUGUUCUAUAUAGUUAUGAUAAUUAUUAUUUAGAUUUUCGUAAUACACAUAAGAAAACUUAUGAUCUUUUAUUAACGGAUUUAAAACAUAAAAUAAAAUGUUUAGUUAUUUCAAAUGGCUAUUCAGUUCCUCGUUUUACACAUAUUAGAAAUUUUUCAGAACAACAUAAUUUAUCUGAAUUUAUUCGACUUGAAAAACUUUCACUUAUUGAUAUUGAUGAAGAAUAUUUUCUUGAAAUAUUACCAAAUAUAUACAGAUUUAACAAGUUAAAAUGUCUUAAAUUGGAUAGACUUCCAUCAUAUACAGGUUUAAGAUUUAAAAAUAUUGUAUCACGAUUAAUUCGAUUGGAUUUACCAGAUGCAGCAUUUUUUGAUCAAUUAUCAGAAGAACAUAUUCAAAAUUUAAAAUGUUUAUCUGUUGUUCGUUGUACAUUUGAACAAUUAAAACAUAUAUUUUAUAUUGUACCACAAAGAAAAUUUCAAGCGUUUGCUUUAACAAAUGGAAUUUUUUCGGCUAUCGGAGAUAAUAGUUGGCCAAAGUUUGCUCGACUACCCUAUAAACUCAAACGGCUCAAUUUACAAAUUGAUAUUCAAUCUAUAACAUUAAAUGAAUUAGAAGAAUUACUAUCACAAUUGCCUCGUCUAGCACAUUUAGAUAUAAAAACCGAAGGUGAUAUUGAUUUAGCGAAUGGUCAACGAUGGGAAGAGUUUUUACAUGAAACUUAUGGAAAUCAAUUAAUUGAAUUUGAUUUCUGUUUUACAAUUUGGUCCUAUAUGAACAUGAAUGCAAAUCAAAUUAUUAAACAAUUUUCUAGUCCAUACUGGCUGAAUCGUAUUCGCCCAUGGUACGUCUCAUACAAUGGUCGUGGUCUAAUUUAUACAGUUCCACGUUAUACAUCAACAUGUUCUAGAUCAGAUAAUAUGUUAACAUGUCGAACAACAGCAAAAGAUAAAAGACUAUUUUUCAAUACAAUUAAUCAAUUAACAAUUCAUAAUCCAACAAUAAUUCCUGAAUAUCGUUUUGAUAAUAUUGAUUUUUUACGAAUCAGUGAUGAUGCUUUUGAUUCAACAAAUUAUAAUAUAUUGUCAAUUGUUGAUUUAUCACGAAUAAAACAAUUAGAAAUUUCCACAACAAUUCCGCAUGAUUUACUAAAUCGUAUGCCUAAUUUAUAUCAUUUAUCAUUAAUUAAUAUAAAUUCUUUAGUAUUAAGCUUACAUAAAAUUGGUUGGUGCUUAAAAUUUGAACAAAUUCGUGUUCUUGAUAUAAUUUACAAUCCAAGAAACCAUCGUUAUACAGAUGUUCGACCAGACGUAUUAUGUCAAAUGUUUCCCAAUGUUAUUCGAUUAUCAAUGCAUGGAAUGCCUAUACGUCGAGCUUAUUUAAAUCGAGUUAUUGAUAGAUUUCGAAAAAUGAUUUAUGGAAAGUUUCAAAUUAAUUGGAACAAUGAACAAAAGGAGAGAGCAGGAAAAGAUCUUCAAAGAGAAACUUGUAGAUUAAUAUCAAAUAAUGAUGAAACAAAUUUUUGUUUGCAUUUUGAACAUUUUUAUUUACAUUUAUUUAUUUGGGAUACACCACAAUAA
Messenger RNA from Rotaria sp. Silwood2, 1692 nucleotides. The record is from the annotation of a GenBank genome assembly. NCBI's taxonomy places the organism in Eukaryota, Metazoa, Rotifera, Eurotatoria, Philodinida, Philodinidae.